AGGGGGAGAGAGAGAGAGAGAGCCGGUCGCUAACACUAUGAAUAGAAGCGAAGCCCAGGUCAAGGCGCGCGAAACUCUUCUUUAAGCAGCCAGUUUUUCGAUCUCGAUAUUCCGCAACAUGGCCGCGAUUUCGUCCUGUCACACGCGGUUGGCGCCUCCGGCACGCCAGACUCCCGGAUCGCACGUCAAUCACACCGUGCUCGCGCUGCUGGCGUAUCUCCUGUUGAUGAAAGAUGGUACGAGCAUUUCCUUGACUCAUUAUGCAAACGAUGUAAAUUAUUAUGAUUCAACAAUCAACAACAGCGAUAAUAUAAUUCCUGUAGAGAAAUUCUAUUUCGUGAGGGAACAGACGUGGCAUAAGAAUACAGUAGUGCCAAUCUCCUUAUUGCCAUCUACAAAGGGAAUGCCUGCGAGAUCUCAUCACAGGAUCCGGCAGUCCAUGACUGGACUGGAUGAUGCUGGAAUGGAUCUCCAAGCGGCUCAGCUCAGCAGUCAAUCAGACAAGGGAGUGCAUUCUAAGAUUGCGCUAUCAUGGCUAGAUUGGCAAUUGCCUUUCUUUGUGACGCUUUUUGUCAUCACAGGCACUAUUCUUUUUACAUUUCUAAUCUUGUUAUGGCUGCGGAAACAAAUGUCGCGUGAAAAGGAUACCGAAGAUGGCGAUCGGCACGGUUUAGUAGAGGAAGGUGCCAUUUGCCAGUCAGAGAAGCCGAGUAAAGAUGCAAAGGGAUCUGUAGAAGCCAAAUGGGUUCACGAAGUAUUUGCAAAGCAAUCGACAUCCACACACUCGUUACAACCGGUUGUUCAAACAACAGGUUUACCAGAGGUAAUGUCCGUCGCGACACCUGAACGUAGACCGGAAGCGAUACGUAUAAAAGCGAAGGGAUUAUUGGAACGACGUGGUUCAAGCACAAGUUUGACCAUAGAAUUAGCACAAGCUCCUGAAAGUCCACCGCAUAUGGUCACUCCCACUCGAGAAUGUACGGCGGAAGAAUUUUUAUUAAGCGCAGGAAACGUAUUGUCGAGGGCUCAGCUGAAGAGAGCUGUUAACGACCCACCAACGUUGUACAAAGAAUUUUGGGAGGUGCCAUUGAAUCUCCCAGACAAGGUGGAUGUUUGCGGUGCAGGAGUGAAAAAUCGAUACGUCUCUGUUUUGCCCAAUCCGCAAUCAAGAGUGAUUCUACCAGGUUUCUCCGAUGAUCCUCUUGGCGGCUAUAUAAACGCCAAUUACAUCCGUGGAUACGACGGCGAGGACGGUAGAUAUAUCGCGACACAGGGACCAUUAGCUCACACGAUAGCGGAUUUCUGGAAAAUGAUCUGGGCAGAAAAAGUUCCUGUAAUUGUCAUGAUAACUAGAUUGCACGAAGCGUCUAAACCCAAGUGUGACGCAUAUUUUCCCUUCGACGUAAACAACCGUAUACAAGCUGGAUCCUUCACCAUUAUCGUUAGCUGUAUCGAUAUGAAGGAUGGAUAUGCCAUCAGAACAUUAGAAAUCAAACACGAAGGAGAACGGAGGCAUUUGCGGCAUUAUUGGUACGAUUCAUGGUCAGAUCAUGCUGUACCUCAAACCGCAGAUGCGCUCGUCAGCAUGGCUGCAGAAGUAAACUCUUUACCAGGACCAGUGGUCGUUCAUUGUAGCGCCGGUAUAGGACGGACCGGAUGUUUUAUAGCAUUAGCGAUAGGAAUGAUACAACUCAUGAGAGAUGGAAAUGUCGACGUGCUGGGUAUUCUAUGCCAAAUGAGAUACGACAGGGGAGGAAUGGUGCAAACAGCUGAACAGUAUGAAUUUCUUCAUAGAGCACUUUAUCUUUUUGAGCAGACGUUAGACAGUAGUAAACCGUCGACCUCGAGCGAUUGAAUGGAUCAUUAUUUUAUAUUCAAUACAUUUUUCUCUUUUUCUUUU
Molecule: messenger RNA, 1900 nt
Organism: Nylanderia fulva
Lineage: Eukaryota; Metazoa; Arthropoda; Insecta; Hymenoptera; Formicidae
Product: tyrosine-protein phosphatase non-receptor type 5
Biological process (GO): protein dephosphorylation; signal transduction
Cellular component (GO): cytosol; cell junction; plasma membrane
Molecular function (GO): protein tyrosine phosphatase activity; protein kinase binding
Source: RefSeq, a predicted model, not a curated record